Messenger RNA from Aspergillus japonicus CBS 114.51, 1101 nucleotides. RefSeq lists its product as uncharacterized. The transcript has 6 exons. The record is from RefSeq and is a predicted model, not a curated record. Lineage: Eukaryota; Fungi; Ascomycota; Eurotiomycetes; Eurotiales; Aspergillaceae. The coding region runs from base 1 to 1101 and encodes 366 amino acids.
AUGGCACUGACACUGACCGGAGUCUACAACGCGAGGCAGCUCCAGAUAGUGGUGAUUAACAGUAUUCUUGUGUUUUUGUCAGUGACCGCUGUGUUGUUGCGAUUCUGGGCUCGAAAUUUGCAAGGACUGAAACCAUUUCUGGAAGACUACCUGAUACUCGUUGCUUUGGUGCUAUCCUUGGGAGUGAACAUCCUUCUCUUUCAAAGCCUUCAUGCCGGCGUAGGUGAGCAUGUUGACUCUCUGACAACUGCGACCGUACAAGAAUACUCCCUGAACCUGUAUAUGAUGCAACUAUUCUGGAACACCUGCCUUCCCAUCAUCAAGCUUUCCAUUGCCCUCUUCUACCAACGCAUAUUCCCAAUCCGAUCCAUGGUCAUUGCCUGUCGCACCAUCAUCGUCUUUCUCUUCGCUUGGUACCUGGCCUUCCAGACGACGGCCAUCUUCCAAUGCACACCAAUUCACCACGCAUGGCAGAAGAAAACUACCCACGGGAGAUGCAUUCAAUUCGUUCCCUUCGUGAUCACGUUAGCUGCGACAAAUCUAUGUACAGAUAUACUCCUUCUCGCCCUGCCAACCCGCGAGAUUUGGAAGCUUCAAAUCGCGCAAGGGAAGAAAAUCGGAUUGUCGGUCAUUUUUACUCUGGGUUAUGAGGUACUAAUGCGAUUUCUGACGUCCAGUGUGUGUAUCAUCUCGCUCGUACGGCUCGAAAAUCUGAUCGCCAUCAGCAAUGCGGACAUUACGUGGUCCGAUACGUAUUCCCAUCUGUGGACGGCGAUCGAAAGCAGCUUAGGGGUGGUGGUGGCGUGUCUCCCGAGUCUGAUGCCCAUCGUCCGCCUGAUUCGCCAUGGGAAGGAGUGGAGAGGACAGCACCGCAAAUCUCCUCCUGGUGCCGGUCGGGGGUCGUCUUCCUACCUCAGUCACCUGCGUGGGUCCUACGAGCUGUCGCAAUUAUCUAACCCCAAUCACAUUAGCUCGGGGCCGGUUCGGCCUCGACUCCGUGCCGGCAGCAGUGAUUCGGCCUUGAUCGAGAAAUACAUGGGGGAGAUUGAGAUCACCACUAAAAUCGCGCAGCAGGUGGAGUCUAGUCCUCCUCGUACUUAG